This is a messenger RNA of Capsella rubella, 621 nucleotides long. RefSeq names its product LOB domain-containing protein 2. The transcript has a single exon. The coding region runs from base 1 to 621 and encodes 206 amino acids. The record is from RefSeq and is a predicted model, not a curated record. NCBI's taxonomy places the organism in Eukaryota, Viridiplantae, Streptophyta, Magnoliopsida, Brassicales, Brassicaceae.
AUGAUGCAAAGGAACUCUAACGCCAUCACCACCACAAACAACAACAUCUCCAAUAACCCAUCAACGCAUCAAGCUUGUGCUUCAUGCAAACACCAACGGAAGAAAUGCAACAACGAAUGUAUCUUAUCGCCGUAUUUCCCAGCCCGCAAGACGAAAGAGUUUCAGGCCGUGCACAAGGUCUUCGGUGUCAGUAACGUACAAAAAAUGGUACGGACGGUGCGUGAAGAGGACCGUACCAAGCUGUCCGAUUCUUUGACAUGGGAAGCUCUAUGGAGACAGAAAGAUCCGGUCCUUGGCUCAUAUGGAGAGUAUAGGAGGAUUUGUGAAGAGCUCAAGUUAUACAAAAGCUUGGUUCAUAAUCAACCUCUCCUUGGAUGGGACAAUAAUCAACGCGUAUAUAACAACAACAACAACAAGACCGGAUUAGCGAUGAAUUCAAGUGGAUCGGGAGUGUUUAGUGGUAAUAACAAUGGUGCUGGUGUGAAUGGGGAGAUUGUCAACGGUGGAUAUUCGUCGAGGAAUUUGCAAGGUGGUUGGGAAAAUCCAAAGCACGAUCAAAGGCAACAAUGUUAUGCAGUGAUUAAUGGUUUUAAACAACAACACUAUCAUCUCCCACUCUAA